AUGACCUUGGAGACUCUGGCAAACUUGGGGCUCGUGUACCACAUUUUCCUCAUUGGGUUAGAGUUUGAAUUCAGACCAGUAGUACGUGCAGGGACAAAGGCUCUCAGCAUUGCCCUCGCCGGCGUGGUCUUUGCCAUCCCCGCCGGGUGGGCAUUGCAUACCUAUGUACUCUUCCGCGACUUUGAAACCGUGAAAGCCAAAAGCAAUAUGAAAAAUGUAGCGUACGGCCCCAUCUUCUGGGGCAUUGUCCUCUCCAGCACCAACUUCGCUGAUCUCACCCAAAUUCUUGCCGACUUCAAGCUUCUCCACUCGGAGGUGGGACGACUAGCCUUAUCCGGUGCCAUUAUCUCUGAUGUGGCGUCAUGGUUUCUUUUUCUUGUGGUAAUGGCCAUACUCGGUUAUGGUAAAUUGUACACGGUGUUGUUAACGUUAGGCUUCAUUGCAUUCAGUAUUUUUUUACUUCGGCCAGCUCUCGCCUGGGUAAUGCGCCACACCACUAAGGAAGACGGCUAUAGUGAUGUCCAAAUAUGCUUCAUUCUGUUUGGGAUUGUAUUGAGUGGAUUAAUAACCGAUGCCUGCGGGGGACACUCCAUCGUCGGACCUUUCAUGUUGGGAGCAAUUAUGCCCAGGGGGAUACACUUCAAGCAAAUGUUUGCAGAUCGUGUUGGAAAAUUUGUGGAAAGCCUGAUGAUGCCCCUCUUUUACUUGGUCAUUGGGGCGAGAUUCCAUUCUUUUUGGCUACUCGGUGAUCUAAAUAACAAUCUGCAAGCUGAAUCUACCGUGCCUCAGAUUGUUGGGGUGAUCAUCCUGGCUUUCACAGCCAAGAGUGUAGGCACUUUCAUCGCUGCUCUACUCAACAAAAUGACACCUCGAGAUAGUUUAGUUCUGGGAAUCCUUAUGAACACUAAAGGCUUAUUGGCACUCCUUAUACUCACCUCCGCUCGUGACCUAAAGGCUUUGGACACCCAAACAUAUGGAGUAAUGUUGGUUGCGGUCUGGGCAAUGACGGUUCCUGUUGGACCCUUCCUAGCCCUCAUUUGCAAGUCCACCAAGAGUUCUACACAAUAUAAACAGAGAAGCAUACAAAGUGUAGGAGUUGAAACAGAGCUUCGAAUCCUUGCAUGCACCCAUACUGCGAGCAACGCAUCAGGCAUCAUAAGCCUCAUUGACGCUUCCAAUCCAUCCAGUAAAUCCCCUAUUCAUGUCUUUGCUGUCAAACUGGUGGAACUUACUGACCAUAAUGCUGCUAUGCUCAUCGUGCAUGAUGCUUGCAACAAAACUGGAGCAGAUGGCAACAACGACUUGAGCUCCAAUGCAUUUGAGAACUAUGCAAGGCAAAGAGAGAAUGUCUCCGUUCAAUCACUCACCGCAGUGUCUGCCUACGCCACUAUGCACAAGGAUAUAUGCAACAUGGCUGACGAGAAGCACGUUAACUUCAUAAUCCUCCCGUUCCGUAUGCCAACUACUAUAGAUGGAGUCCCAGAUGAUCGUUAUGAUCCUCUUCUCACGGAAAUUAGUAAGAAGGUCAUGGAAAAUGCAAAGUGCUCUGUAGGUCUUUUGGUGGAUUGUGGGCUUGUCACAUUCCAUAACGCUUCUUUGGAGUCCCAAAACUUCGUCAUGUUUUUCAUUGGAGGGCCAGAUGAUCGAGAGGCACUAGCGUACGCAUGGAGGAUGGCUAGGCAUCCUAGGGUAAACUUAAAAGUUAUACGGUUCACCCUCAGUAAAGAGGCAUGGGAGGUGAGUUAUCAUCACGAUGGUGAUGAGGAAUACAAGACAAAUGAAAACAUUAGGCAGCACAAACAACUAGACGACGCAUGCAUAGAUGAGUUCAAACUUGAGUCCAUGAAUGAACCCUCCAUAGAUCUGUAUGAGAAGCUGGUGAAUAAUUUGGAAGACAUUAUCAAUAUAGUAAGCACCAUGGAAGGUCAAUAUCAGCUGUACAUAGUGGGAAGAGGUCAUGAUGGUUGCUCCCCAAUAACAGCACCGUUGUUCGAAUGCAACAAGACCAAUAAACUCGGAACUUGGGGGGAAACAUUGGCAUCUUCAAGCGUCAUGGGAAGUACAUCCCUUCUUAUAAUACAGCAGGGUGCCUCUGUGGAUGAACUAGAUGAGAAAAUGGGAUCUGACGGGAAACAUUUUGGGGAUACAACUCGGCAACCUCCCGUAAAAGACGCCGAAGAUUCCUUGCUUAGAACUUCAUCAGUAAAUUAG
Messenger RNA from Rosa rugosa (rugosa rose), 2211 nucleotides. Its product is annotated as cation/H(+) antiporter 15-like. The transcript is spliced from 2 exons. Gene Ontology annotation, molecular function: antiporter activity. Gene Ontology annotation, cellular component: endomembrane system; membrane. The record is from RefSeq and is a predicted model, not a curated record. Gene Ontology annotation, biological process: proton transmembrane transport; regulation of pH. Bases 1 to 2211 code for a protein of 736 amino acids. NCBI's taxonomy places the organism in Eukaryota, Viridiplantae, Streptophyta, Magnoliopsida, Rosales, Rosaceae.